Vitis vinifera (wine grape) is the source of this 2590-nucleotide messenger RNA. Its product is annotated as pentatricopeptide repeat-containing protein At5g46580, chloroplastic. NCBI's taxonomy places the organism in Eukaryota, Viridiplantae, Streptophyta, Magnoliopsida, Vitales, Vitaceae. The coding region runs from base 331 to 2502 and encodes 723 amino acids. The transcript has a single exon. The record is from RefSeq and is a predicted model, not a curated record. Gene Ontology annotation, molecular function: protein binding.
UUGACGAGGAAAGUGAGUUGUGUUCGUAGAAAGGAGAAACGGUUGGCAUCUCCCCUGACAGGGACGGGAACAGCCUUCGGGCUUUCCUGUUUACACAUAUCCGGUUAAGGCACUCCACUUCGGUGGAUCUCUAACCCAUUUUUUUUCCUUGCCCACUCCCUCUAAGACCCAACUGUCUAGUUCCUUUUAUACCCCUCUGUGAGAUACGGAUACCCUAGCCUUGGUUGAGAAGUUGAGAUAAGGUUACAAAAAUAUCCAGAAAUUGAAACAAGUAUCUAGGAGCUGAUCCCUUUCUCUCUCGCUUUGUGAGGAGUUGGGGAAUUGGGAGUUAUGGGUUCCGCUACGCUCUGCACAGGUGUUGAUGUCCAUUUCAGCAUUCCACAUCCCUCACACACAACAAAGUACCCGAAUUUGUUCUCCAAAUCCACCAAAUUCUCCUCCAAUACAUUCACCAUUCGUUGCAACUCCUCUUCCAGGUCUCCUCCAAAACCGAAACCGAAACCGAAACCAACUUCAUCUGAUUCAGAGCAGACCAACCACCAAAACCCUUCUCUGUCUGAACAGCUCAAGCCCCUCUCCAAAACCAUCCUCACCAGAGACCAUUCUGGCCAAACCCAUCUUGUAUCCAAGCCUAAGUCCACUUGGAUCAACCCCACCAAGCCCAAACCCUCUGUGCUCUCCCUCCAACGCCACAAGCGCCAUAACUACUCCUACAACCCUCAGAUUAGAGACCUCAAGCUCUUUGCUAAAAAGAUCAAUGAGUCUGAGUCCUCUGAUGAGAGUGAGUUCUUGGCUGUUCUCGAACAAAUCCCACAUCCGCCCACUAGGGAUAAUGCACUUUUGCUUCUGAAUAGUUUGAAGCCAUGGCCAAAGACCUAUCUUUUCUUCAAUUGGAUCAAGACCCAGAAUUUGUUUCCCAUGGAAACUAUCUUCUAUAAUGUCACAAUGAAGUCUUUGAGGUUUGGGAGACAGUUUCAGCUCAUUGAGGAGCUUGCAAAUGAAAUGAUAAGCACCGGUGUUGAGCUUGACAACAUCACGUACUCAACCAUUAUCACCUGUGCCAAAAGGUGUAAUUUAUUUGACAAGGCUGUGAAGUGGUUUGAGAGGAUGUACAAGACGGGUCUGAUGCCUGACGAAGUGACCUACUCUGCCAUUUUAGAUGUUUACGCCAAAUUGGGGAAGGUUGAGGAGGUGCUUAGUUUGUAUGAAAGAGGAAGAGCUAGUGGGUGGAAGCCUGACCCAAUUGCUUUUGCUGUAUUGGGUAAGAUGUUUGGUGAGGCUGGGGACUAUGAUGGCAUUAGGUAUGUUUUGCAAGAGAUGAAGUCUCUUGGGGUGCAGCCUAAUUUGGUUGUGUACAACACCCUAUUAGAGGCAAUGGGUAAGGCUGGAAAGCCUGGUUUGGCUAGGAGUUUGUUUGAGGAAAUGGUGGGUUCCGGUGUUAUCCCAGACGCCAAAACGUUAACGGCAUUGGUCAAGAUUUAUGGCAAGGCAAGGUGGGCUAGAGACGCACUGGAAUUAUGGGAGAGAAUGAGGUCGAAUGGCUGGCCAAUGGACUUUAUUUUGUAUAACACACUGUUGAGUAUGUGCGCGGAUCUUGGGUUGGAGGAGGAGGCGGAGAAGCUCUUUGAGGACAUGAAGAAGUCAGAGCAUUGCAGGCCGGAUAGCUGGAGCUAUACUGCCAUGCUCAAUAUAUAUGGGAGUGGGGGUAAUGUUGACAGGGCAAUGCAGUUGUUCGACGAAAUGUCUGAGCUUGGUGUUCAGAUCAAUGUCAUGGGGUGCACUUGUUUGAGUCAGUGCUUGGGGAGAGCUAGGAGAAUUGAUGAUUUGGUUAAGGUUUUUGAGGUCUCCCUGGAAAGAGGGGUUAAGCCAGAUGAUAGGUUGUGUGGGUGUUUGCUGUCUGUUGUGUCCUUCUGUGAGGGGGCUGAGGACGCCAAUAAAGUCCUUGCUUGUUUACAGCAAGCUAACCCGAAAUUGGUUGCUUUUGUCAACCUUCUGGAAGAGAAAAUUAGCUUUGAAGCCCUCAAGGAGGAAUUCAGAGGCAUACUCACUGACACAGCAGUUGAAGCUCGAAGACCAUUCUGUAAUUGUUUGAUAGAUAUAUGCCGAAACAGAAGUCUCCAUGAGAGAGCCCAUGAGUUGCUCUAUCUGGGAACCCUGUAUGGGUUGUACCCAGGUCUACAUAAUAGAACUGCGGACGAGUGGUGUUUGGAUGUUAGAUCACUGUCUGUUGGCGCAGCACACACUGCAUUGGAGGAGUGGAUGGGGACUCUAUCCAAAAUCGUCCAGCGGGAAGAGGCAUUGCCGGAGGCAUUUUCAGCAAACACUGGAACAGGAACUCAUAAGUUCUCUCAAGGGUUGGCUAGUGCCUUUGCUUCACAUGUGAAGAAACUCGCUGCACCUUUCACACAGAGUGAAGAAAAAGCUGGUUGUUUUGUGGCAACAAGAGAAGAUUUAGUAUCAUGGGUGCAAUCAAGGAUUCUAUCUCCUGCCGCCGUGGUAUGAAGCAUAAACAACAAAGCCAAUUGUAAUGCCCAUGGUUAGUUUAAAUAUGCGCGCAAACUUAAUCAUACUCUUGGGAGUUCACAUCCAA